CAUUAGUGACCGUUCAGAAGGAUCCUGUAACUCAGUGCUCGGAUGAUACUGCCAUGUCGUCAGGAAAAUCAGUCUUGAUCAUUGGGCCAGGUUUUAUUGGCUGGAAUGUCCUGGACCGUCUGAUAUCCGAGAAUUACAAGGUAACAGGCUUGGUUCGACGAGUGGCCCAUGGUCAACAGAUCCAACUCUCUGGCGCAACCUUUGUUGUUUCGAACCUUGAUGACCGAACAACCAUCAAGAACCAGACUCUCCAACAUGACAUCAUCUUCCAUACCGCAACAGCCGACCAUCUCCCCAGUGUCGAAGCUGUUCUCGAUGGAAUUCGCGAACGAGCUGGCCAAGGCAAGUCGACAAUAUUCAUUCACACUUCAGGCACUGGCGUGUUGAACGAUGACUCCAAUGGCGCUUUCGAGUCCGACAAGAUCUACCACGACGAUAAUCGCGCCGAGGUCGAUUCCGUUGCAGAUGACGCGCCGCAUCGUCCUAUCGAUUUGACCAUUGUGCGAGCCCAGAGGGAAAUAGGUGACAAAGCGAAGAUCGCUAUCAUGAUCCCACCACUCAUAUAUGGAUUCAAUCCAGUCCAUCGCCGACUGUCCAUUCAGAUCCCCACGUUGACCCGGUUUGCCCUGAAGCACGGCUAUGCUGGCCAUGUAGGCCCAGGCUUGAGUGUUGAAUCACAAAUCCAUGUGUUGGAUCUGGCCAGAGCAUACAUUGUAUUAUUGCACCAUAUGGAGGCCAGUGCACCCGACGAGUUUCUCGACAACCCUUAUUAUUUUUGUGAAAACGGAUGUGAUACCUCAUGGAAGGCCAUUGCAACAAUGAUCGGACAAGGUCUCGCGAAAGCUGGAAAAGUUGAGAGUUCGGAGCCAAAGACCAUUCCGGAGAGUGACUAUGAUGAUCUUUUCGGAAGAGAGUAUACUGGAGCGACCAUUGGGUUGAACAGCAGAAGUCGUGCAGUCAGGCUGAGACAGCUGGGCUGGGAACCAAAAGAGCGGAGUGUGCAGGAUAGUUAUGAGAUGUUCGAACUGCCACAGAUUUUAUCCGAGGUUGAGAGCACCUGAAAUGGUGACCAAGAGUCAUAAAAAGUAACCUUUCUG
Molecule: messenger RNA, 1097 nt
Organism: Exophiala mesophila
Lineage: Eukaryota; Fungi; Ascomycota; Eurotiomycetes; Chaetothyriales; Herpotrichiellaceae
Exons: 1
Coding region: 54-1061 (335 amino acids)
Source: RefSeq, a predicted model, not a curated record